Messenger RNA from Trichoderma reesei QM6a, 1617 nucleotides. RefSeq lists its product as uncharacterized. The annotation marks the transcript as partial. The record is from RefSeq and is a predicted model, not a curated record. Gene Ontology annotation, cellular component: U2AF complex; nuclear speck; nucleus. The transcript is spliced from 5 exons. NCBI's taxonomy places the organism in Eukaryota, Fungi, Ascomycota, Sordariomycetes, Hypocreales, Hypocreaceae. Gene Ontology annotation, molecular function: poly-pyrimidine tract binding; pre-mRNA 3'-splice site binding. Gene Ontology annotation, biological process: mRNA processing.
AUGAACGGCGACAGCUAUUCAUCUCGAGCAGAUGGGGGGCGAAGAAACCGAGAUUAUCCUGGCCCGAGAGGCGACAGGGAUGAUCGCCGCGACCGUCACAGAGACCGCGACCGCCGACGCUCUCGAUCACCGGAUCAUCGUGGACACCGUCGAGGAGAUGACGGCGAUGCAUACUCGUCAAGCCGCAACCACCGUGACCGAGAGCGCGAGGACAGAUAUUCAUCAGCGCGCGACCGUCGAGGCGAUCGGGACUGGGACCGUGACCGUGGCUCCUACCGCCGAGAUGCUCGACGUGACGACGAUGACAGACCCAGCCGACGAGAUCGAGACCCCUACGAUGACCGCCGACGGGGAGGCCGAGAGCGGGACAGGCGUGAUGAUGCCUUCAUAAAGCAAGAGCAGGCGCGCCGCAGUCCGUCGCCCCCCAAGAAACGAGAACCCACUCCUGACCUGACGGACGUCGUUCCUAUUCUCGAGCGCAAGCGACGCCUGACGCAGUGGGAUAUCAAGCCUCCUGGCUACGACCUCGUGACGGCUGAGCAGGCCAAGCUCUCCGGCAUGUUCCCUCUGCCGGGAGCCCCUCGUCAGCAGCCGAUGGACCCCACGAAGCUGCAAGCCUUCAUGACCCAGCCCGGUGGCCAGGUUAGCAGCGCCGGUCUGAAAGCUAGCAACUCUCGACAGGCCAAACGUCUGCUGGUCUACAACGUCCCCAGCGGUGUAACUGAAGAGGCUCUGAUUGCGUUCUUCAACCUCCAGCUGAACGGCUUGAACGUCAUUGAGACCCCUGACCCCUGCGUCCUCUGCCAGUUUUCUUCAGACAAAACGUUCGCCGUGGUGGAGUUUCGGAAUGCAUCUGACGCAACCGUUGCGCUCGCACUUGAUGGCAUUACCAUGGAGGCUGAUGAUGCGCAAAACGGCACCGCUAAUGGCGGCAGUCACGGCUUGGACAUUCGCAGACCCAAGGACUAUGUCAUGCCCGGCAUUCCAGACGAUAUCCCCUACGACCCUGAGGUCAUCUCCAACGUCGUUCCUGAUACCGUACACAAGCUGUGCAUCACCAACAUCCCCACCUUCCUCAACGAGGAACAGAUCAUUGAACUCCUCGCCGCAUUUGGCAAACCCAAAUCAUUCGUCCUGGUAAAGGAUCGGAGUACCGAAGAGUCCAGGGGCAUCGCAUUCACCGAGUAUCUCGACCCGUCUUCAGCCAACGAGCCUGCGCUUAACAGCCUCAACGGAAUGGAUGUUGCCGGUAAGAAGCUUAAGGUGACAAAGGCCAGCAUUGGGCCUACCCAGGUGGCCAACUUCGACGUGGGCAUCACCGCCAUCAGCGGCCUUGCUUCUCAAACGUCCAAUGACAUUGAGAGAAGCUCCGUCAUUCAGCUCCUCAACAUGGUCACGCCCGAGGAGCUCCUGGACAACGAUGAUUACGAAGAAAUCUGUGAAGAUGUCCAGGACGAGUGCUCCAAGUUUGGCAAGGUUGUUGAGCUCAAAGUCCCCAGACCGACUGGCGGUAGCAGGCAAUCCGCCGGCGUGGGCAAGAUAUUCGUCAAGUUUGACUCCGUGGAGUCGGCCACCAAAGCUCUCACAGCUCUUGCUGGCAGAAAGUUUGCCGACCGA